Molecule: messenger RNA, 2461 nt
Organism: Fusarium redolens
Lineage: Eukaryota; Fungi; Ascomycota; Sordariomycetes; Hypocreales; Nectriaceae
Exons: 1
Coding region: 167-2212 (681 amino acids)
Molecular function (GO): protein binding
Source: RefSeq, a predicted model, not a curated record
CAAACAUGUACCAGAGAGGUAAUCGAUAAAUAAAUAUGAUAUCCUCAUCAAUUUUGGACAACAAACUUGCUGCUUGUCCCAUUUCAUUCCAUUCCAUUCCAUUCAUUCACCUUGUCUUCUCCUCCUUAUCUUACACUUCUCAUUCUUUUCCCUUACUUUCGUUACAAUGAAGUCCCUUUGGACACUUGCUCUUUACCUCGGGAGUGCUAGUGCUGUCGCCAUUGCCCAACCGGCAGCAAAAGCUGAGACCCCUGAAGGAUCCUUGCAAUUCCUUAGUCUUAGAGCCUCAGCUCCCAUAGGCACUGCUAUCAACCGCGACAAGUGGCGUGUUACCUGUGACAGCCAGCACGAAGGAGAUGAGUGCUCAAAGGCCAUUGAUGGUGAUCGCAACACGUUCUGGCACACUGCCUGGGCCGCGGGAGGCACCAAUGACCCAAAGCCUCCUCAUACCUACACUAUCGAUAUGGGCUCUACUCAGAAUGUGAACGGAUUGUCUGUCCUUCCUCGCCAAGACGGUAGCGAUCACGGCUGGAUCGGCCGUCACAAUGUCUUUCUAAGCACAGAUGGGAAGAAUUGGGGCGAUGCCGUUGCAACCGGAACAUGGUUCGCUGACAACACUGAAAAAUACUCUAAUUUUGAGACUCGUCCUAUUCGUUAUGUCCGUCUUGUCGCUGUCACUGAAGCAAACGACCAGCCUUGGACCAGCAUCGCCGAGAUCAACGUCUUCAAGGCAGAUUCCUAUACCAGCCCUCAAGCCGGUCUCGGAAGCUGGGGCCCGACACUUGACUUUCCUAUUGUUCCGGUGGCUGCUGCAGUUGAGCCAACAUCAGGAAAGGUUCUUGUUUGGUCUUCCUACCGUAACGAUGCGUUCGGAGGCUCCCCUGGCGGUGUGACAUUGACCUCGACCUGGGAUCCUUCCACGGGUGUGAUUUCUCAACGCACUGUAACUGUCACCAAGCACGAUAUGUUUUGCCCUGGUAUCUCUAUGGAUGGAAAUGGGCAGGUCGUUGUCACGGGUGGCAACAAUGCUCAGAAAACAAGCCUUUAUGACUCUUCUAGCGAUAGCUGGAUCCCAGGGCCUGAUAUGAAAGUUGCCCGCGGAUACCAGUCAUCAGCAACUCUAUCGAAUGGUCGCGUCUUUACUAUCGGCGGCUCUUGGAGCGGUGGUAUAUUUGAGAAGAAUGGCGAAGUAUAUGAUCCAUCUUCAAAAACAUGGACCUCACUUCCAGGAGCUUUGGUCAAACCAAUGUUGACAGCAGACCAACAGGGCCUCUACCGUUCUGAUAACCACGGAUGGCUGUUCGGCUGGAAGAAGGGAACCGUUUUUCAAGCCGGGCCUAGCACUGCUAUGAAUUGGUACUAUACCAGUGGAAACGGCGAUGUAAAGUCAGCCGGCAAGCGUCAAUCAAGCCGCGGUACAGACCCAGAUGCGAUGUGCGGAAACGCUGUUAUGUAUGAUGCAGUUAAGGGAAAGAUCCUUACGUUUGGCGGCUCCCCAAGUUAUCAAGACUCUGAUGCCACUACCAACGCUCAUAUCAUCACAAUUGGCGAGCCCGGAAGCACACCCAAGACAGUAUUUGCUAGCAACGGCCUGUAUUAUCCUCGAACAUUUCAUACGUCAGUUGUUCUUCCCGACGGAAACGUUUUCAUCACAGGUGGCCAACAGCGUGGUAUUCCUUUUGCCGACUCGACUCCCCAGCUUACACCAGAGCUUUAUGUCCCUGAUGCAGACACUUUCUACAAACAGCAACCAAACUCCAUUAUUCGAGUCUAUCACAGUCUUUCCUUAUUACUGCCUGAUGGUAGGGUUUUCAACGGUGGUGGCGGUCUUUGUGGUGAUUGCGAUACCAACCAUUUUGAUGCCCAGAUCUAUACGCCAAACUAUCUGUACAAUUCUAGCGGAAAACUGGCAACGCGUCCCAAGAUCACUAAAGUCUCUGCGAAAAGUAUCAAGGUGGGUGGCAAGAUCACAAUCUCGACAGAUACCACCAUCAAGAAAGCUUCAUUGAUCCGUUAUGGUACUGCAACACAUACAGUUAAUACUGACCAGCGUCGCAUUCCUUUAAGUCUGAGGAAGACUGGAAGUGGAAAUGGCUAUUCAUUCCAGGUUCCAAGCGACUCUGGCAUCGCUUUGCCUGGGUACUGGAUGUUAUUUGUUCUGAACUCGGCGGGUGUACCAAGUGUUGCGAGUACUCUUCUCGUUACUCAGUAAACUAUGGCGGCUUCGUUCUUGAGGCAAAUGGACUGUUACUCAAUCUGAUUUACUUGAUAUAUUUCUGCUAUUUCUAGGCUUUCAAAAUAGGGUAUUUUGUAUUUCGUUCAACUUCGACUAUAUAUAUGUAUCUACAUCAGGGGACAAACCUUGGCCUUUCAUCUCAAUCCUUGCCUCUACGUCUGCACUCGGUGACACUUAGUUAGCUCAAUCUUACUACCGCAAACCGCUUUCUGGAUUAGUACUGAG